Molecule: messenger RNA, 1302 nt
Organism: Acanthamoeba castellanii str. Neff
Lineage: Eukaryota; Discosea; Longamoebia; Acanthamoebidae
Product: proteasomal atpaseassociated factor 1, putative
Exons: 11
Coding region: 1-1302 (433 amino acids)
Molecular function (GO): protein binding
Source: RefSeq, a predicted model, not a curated record
AUGGAAGUGGAAGGUAAGGCCAGCGCAACAACGGACUCUGUGCCCAGGCACCUGCCGCCGAGUCAUCUGGCGCAGGCAGAUUGGGAUGAGGUGUAUCAAGAGAAGGAGCCUGGCUCCUUUUGGGUUUCCUUUCGGCCCUCAGUGGAAGAGAAGGCGCUCUACGAUGAUGUGAAGGUGUCGAGGCAGGGCAGCGCCGUAACGUUCGACUGUGCCCAGCUGACGGCCUCGGUGGAGUGGAGGAAGAGGCAGCUCACCCUCGCGCCGAGCAGCCAAAGCGAGAACAAGGGCGUCCUACAGGCGCCAUCGUCUACGUGGAAGCAGAUCCACCCCAACCAACGCGUGCUGUCGAUGGACGUUGCGCCGGGCGGUGAGCUGGGCGUGUCGGGCGGCAGCGACAGCACCGUGCGCGUGUGGCACACGAAAGAUGGUCUCAUGCGGCGCGACCUGCAAGGGCAUGUCGGGGAGAUCAACCUGGUCAAGUGGUUCCCCUCGGGCAAGAUCUGGGACGUGAUGACGGGACACUGCGCGACCACUCUUCAGGGACACUCUGGCGCCGUCACGGGUGCUGUCAUGAUCGACCGCGGCAGAAACCUCAUCUCGACUUCGAGGGAUGGUACGGCGCUGCUGUGGGACGUGCCCACCCAACAGCCGAUCUCUCGAUACGGCUACAUCGCUGCCGACAAUGCGGCCAACGCCUGUUCGCUGCUGGCUGGCCCACGCCCCGCCUGGUGCCCUAGUGGUGAUGACCAACAAGAGCCGAGUUCACCUGUUCUGCUCGUUGCCAAGGAGGAGGGCAGCAUGGUGAGUUGGGACGUUCGCUCCAAGCGAGAGCUCUUCAAGUGGAAGGCGAAUGAGGCGCUCAACUGCUGCCUCGUGGCCGACGACGACGUUUGGGCUGGCGGCCAGGACGGUACCAUCUUACGGUGGGACCUGCGUACCCAGUCCCUCGUCGAGACCAUUCAGAGGUCGAGGGCGCCCAUUCUGUCGCUGGCGAUGCGGAGGGACGCGUGGACGCCGACGCUGGCCUCGACCGAGGUGCCGCUCUCGACAGAGCCCGCCCCUCCCCCCGCUGACGGCACGGCGACCGAGGCCGUGGCUCCACGGCCGCCGGUGCCGCAGGAGAAGACGCUGUGGGUGGGCACCGGCGACGGCCUGUGCUUCGAGUGGGGCGUUGACGACAAGAGAGUGCACCGCGACUUGACCGGUUCGGACUGCGACCACAUCAACUCGGUGGUGGUGCUCAACGACUCCGCCUUCGUGGCCUGUGGCGAUGGCACCAUCAGGAAGUACAAGACCCUCUAG